GUCGCGGACGGCCCGGGUCCGAGCCAGCCGGCCAGCAAGCUAGCCAAUCAGCCAGCCAGGCGCCUGGGGCCGGGCCGGACCGGACCGCUGUGGGGAGCAGCGGCCGGCCCGAAGGGCAGAGCCAGAGUCGGCGCCGGGAUCGAGAUCGCGAUCGGGAUCGGGGCCAGACGGGACGGGCGGCGGGCCAUGGGCGACUGAACUGACCCGAGCCCGCAGCGAGCGAGCGAGCGAGGGAGAAAGCGAAUUACCCACCCGCUUGAGGGGCCGGCGAGCCAGCGAGCCAAGGAGGGAGUCGGGGGCUCUGAGCGCUUGAGGACGGAGCCUGGCACCAUGGCCCGGCCCGGCCUGCGCUCUGCCGGGGGCAAGUGGCUGCUGGGGCUCGUGCUGGCGCUUUGCCGCCUCGCCACGCCGCUGCCCAAGACACUGGAGCCCGUGUCCUGGAGCUCCCUCAACCCCAAGUUCCUAAGUGGCGAAGGAUUGGUGAUCUACCCUAAGAUUGGUGACAAGCUCGACAUCAUCUGCCCACGGGCAGAGGCCGGCCGGCCCUAUGAAUACUACAAGCUCUAUUUGGUGCGCCUGGAGCAGGCAGCGGCCUGUAGCACUGUGCUGAACCCCAAAGUGCUGGUCACCUGUAACCAGCCUGAGCAGGAGAUCCGAUUUACCAUCAAGUUCCAGGAGUUCAGCCCCAACCACAUGGGCCUGGAGUUCCAGAGGCAGCAGGAUUACUAUAUUACAUCCACGUCCAAUGGGAGCCUAGAAGGGCUAGAGAACCGAGAGGGAGGCGUAUGCCACACUCGAACCAUGAAAAUCGUCAUGAAGGUCCAGCAGGAUCCUAACGCCGUGGUACCUGAGCAGCCAACCACAAGCAGGCCAAGCAAGGAGGCAGACAACAGGGCCAAGGUGGCCACACAGCCACCCCGAGGGCGGGGCCCCUUUAGUGAUGACAGCAGUGGCAAACGGGAGUCUGGGACCCAGGAUGGUAAGAGCCCCAGCAGUAGCAGCAGUGGCGCUGGGAGUGGAGCGGACGGCUUCUUCAGCUCUCGAGUGGCUGUUUUUGCAGCCAUCGGGGCAGGCUGUGUCAUCUUCCUUCUCCUCGUCAUCUUCCUUACCGUACUGCUCCUGAAGCUGCGGAAGCGGCACCGCAAACACACGCAGCAGCGGACGGCAGCCCUGGCCCUCAGCACCUUGGCCAGCCCUAAAGGCAGCGGCUCGGCGGGCACAGAGCCCAGCGACAUCAUCAUCCCCUUACGGACUACAGAGAACAACUAUUGCCCUCACUACGAGAAGGUGAGCGGGGACUACGGGCACCCCGUCUACAUCGUCCAGGAGAUGCCUCCCCAGAGCCCGGCCAACAUCUACUACAAGGUCUGAGGGCCACGAGCGAUGGGCACCAGCCUGGACGGGCAUACCCUUCCCAUGCCAGCCGGGCCCCGAUUUGGGUAUAUAGGUUUUUAGCUUCUUGGCUUUUAGAAUUCCCUGCCCUCCUGUCUCAGGGGCGGGUAAGAGGGCAGGAGGGUGCCCUUGGGAACCACCCUCCUGCCUUUCUCCCCUCUGUUCUUGUGCCUUCCUCAUCCCAUGCCCUGCCUGGGCCUCUGGCCUCCUUCGGGGCACCCCCUCGACCCUGGUGCCAGCUCCCUGGGCGUUCCCCAGCUGGUGGCAGGGCUGGACAUUGGAUAGCAGUUGGCACCUGGCCCUGCCCUCUCCUCCAUGUCACACCCACCCCAGACUCUCUGCCUACCUUUGGCCACCACGGUUUUCUUGAACUCUGCUCAGUUUUAACUGUCAAUUUGUCGUGUUUUGAAGAAAAAGCGAAAGGGGCCAAGAGAACAAAGGAAAGCCAGUGAGGGGAGCCCCGGGCCCAGCCUGUCGUCCCAUCCCAGCUGCUCCAAUGGAGUAGAGUGACAUUUCUCUGGCUAAGCUCCUUGGUGUUUCUGGCCGGGGUCAGGCCGGGGCUGGCCACCCCAUGCGGCCAGUGGAGGAGCUCGGGAAGUGGAGCCUGGAGCCCACCCAUCUACAAGAGCGGCCUGAGAGGCACAAUCCAGGGCCCUGCUUGGUUUUGGGGGGGAUCAUCCCACCCUCUGCUCCCCUCCCCAAAUCCCUUCCUUGUGGGAUUCUUGGGCAGCUCCUGCCUCCCUCACUCUCACGGUAAUUAGUGUCUUAAUUGGCUGUUGCCAGGGCAACAGGAGAGCUGCAGGCAUUGUGACCUCAUUGGGGGUGGGGUGCACAGGUGGCUAUUUGCCCUGGAGAACUGGGAGUUUCCCUUCUCCCCCUUCCCCCUCAUUCAGCAUCGCUCUUCCUCAAACCCAGGGGUUCUGCUACCCUCUUUGAGCCGUAGCAGGUGUGUGAGCCAGAAGCCCGAGCUCUGCCCACCCCCUGUUCCUCCAGCCUUGGAACAGAUGCUCCUGCUGCCUGCCUGCUGCCCAGGGCCCCCCCUGCUCAUUGCCCUGCUGGGGGCUGGAGGGAGCAGAGGGGCCGUGGGGUCUGGGCUCCCCGGGGCUCCUGCCUCUGCCUCUCGGCUGGCCUCCACUCCCCAGGGAUGAGUCAGGGCUGGGGUGGGGCACCCAGCCGUCCCCCAGCCCCAUGUUACAGGCAGAAGUUCGUGUCUUUGUUUCUGUUUCUGUAAAUACUAGUCUUUUUGGAAGAAAACCUGUAAAGAUGUUUUGUACAAACAAUUAUUUUCUUGUUGCUUUUUCUUAGAAAAAAAAAGAGAACUAAAAAACUUAACCACACUGAGAAA
Messenger RNA from Monodelphis domestica (gray short-tailed opossum), 2737 nucleotides. RefSeq names its product ephrin B1 (gene EFNB1). NCBI's taxonomy places the organism in Eukaryota, Metazoa, Chordata, Mammalia, Didelphimorphia, Didelphidae. Gene Ontology annotation, biological process: ephrin receptor signaling pathway; axon guidance. Gene Ontology annotation, cellular component: plasma membrane. The record is from RefSeq and is a predicted model, not a curated record. Gene Ontology annotation, molecular function: ephrin receptor binding.